GUCUGGACGGCGAGCAAGAUGGACGCUUACUCUUCCUCGUUCAUCUUAAAAUCACUCCUCGCUGGGGGAGUAGCGGGAAUGUGUGCUAAGACGACAGUUGCACCCUUAGACCGUAUCAAAAUUCUCCUUCAAGCACACAAUAAACAUUAUAAACAUCAUGGGGUGUUUAGCGGCCUGCGAAAUAUAGUAGCACAGGAGAAUUUCUUGGCCCUCUACAAAGGCAACGGUGCACAAAUGGUCCGGAUUUUCCCUUAUGCGUCGACUCAGUUUACGUCUUUUGAGGUUUACAAGAAGCUCUUGAAUAAUGUAUGGGGCGACAGAAGAUACCUGAGCAAAUUGACCUCGGCUGUUGCUGGUUCCUUAGCAGGUGUAACAGCAGUGUUUUUAACAUAUCCCCUUGAUACUAUACGUGCGAGGUUAGCUUUUCAAGUCUCUGGGGAACACAGGUACACUGGUAUCGUUAAUGCUGCGGUAACUAUAUUUCAAACCGAGGGCGGUGCGAGGGCGCUCUACAGGGGCUUCACGGCAACAGUCUGCGGCAUGAUACCCUAUGCUGGACUGAGCUUCUAUUGUUUUGAGCAGAUGAAAUAUUUUUGUAUGAAGUACCUUCCUGAAUACACAUGCAGCACAUGCGAGAAAAACACAGGUGGCCUUGUGCUUUCAAUCCCGGCUAAGCUCCUGUCUGGGGGUCUGGCAGGCGCGGUGGCCCAGAGCUUCUCAUACCCCUUUGAUGUCACCCGCAGAAGGAUGCAGCUGGCGUGGAUGACCGAGGAGACGAGGAAGUUUGGAGACAUGGGCAUGGCAGCCACUCUACGCCUGAUCUACCGCGAGAACGGCGUCACUCGGGGUCUCUACCGCGGCAUGAGUAUCAACUACAUGCGCGCCAUUCCUAUGGUGGCCGUGUCGUUCUCCACUUACGAAAUCACCAAGCAGGUCCUGGGGCUUGACACAGGACUCAGGAUCAAGACUGGAUAGGCAAGGUUGUGUUGGAUUGGCUUCGGUUGUGAUUGGGCUGGGUCGGGUAGCAUGGAUAUUGGAUAGGUGGAACUAGAUUACAUCGAGCAGUUGGAGUGGAUUUGAAUGGCUCAAAUCAUUGGGUUGUUUUUGAUGGAAUUUGAUUGCACUGGAUCAAAAUGGAUCUAGUGACCCCAGACUGGAUCAGAUUUGAGAACCUGCCGUUAUUUGAGGCGAAUGAGAGCGAUAAAGAAUAAGAGAUUAGAACUGGUUUUAUUUUUUUUAUUAUAAUACUGUUUGUCAAAUUUUGGGUAGGACUUGUUUUUUUAUUUUUGUAUUAUGAGCUAAAGGUAUAGGAACACUCAUUGUCCUAGCAUUUAUUAUGAUUAAAAUUUGUAAGAAAAGAUGUAUGUAUGUUCCAUUUAUUUUGUUAGGUAGUAGAAGUAAGACAAAGGAAUAUAAUUGGAUUAAAUUCUUGAUAAAAUAGGAUUAAAUUAGACCAUUUUUUGUUAGUUGAUGAAAGCUUUAGGUUGUAGUUAUUUCCAAUGUUUUGUACUUAUGACACUUUUUUUUUUUUCUUCUUUUUUUGGUAUAUUUGACUUCCAUUAGAUUGUAAACGUAAAGCGUACAAAAUUAUUGUUAAGGAACUAUGGUAUCAGCAAGAGUCCAGUGUGAUUUGAGAUUUUUAUGGCGGAAACAGAAGACAUUGAUACAAGUAUUGAGUAUUCACAAUAACAUUGAUGUGUCUGAAUGACUUUAUCUACUGUUAUUAUUAUUAUUAUUGUUAUCUAUUUAUUUAAGUUAUUUAUUAUUAGCUCAACUUUACUGCAUCUUGGAUGUCCUUCUGCUUUGAUAAUGAAUGUCAUGUAACUUGGUGGUGGCAAUCUUAACUCACUCAGACAUUUGCUCUCUCAAGCACCACUUUCCGUCCAUCAGCCAUUUCUGUAGGGACCUUUUGCCGUGAAACCAUUUGAAUUAUGCUCCUAUGUGCUUUUAUUUAUUCUUUAUUUGUUUAUCAUUAUGCUUUGGUUUUUAUGUUUGGAGAGACACAUGUUUUGUUUGUUUUUUUUCUCUCGCUUUUAUUGUUUGUACCCUCGCUCACACUCUCUCUCUCUCUCUCUCUCUCUCUCUCUCUCUCUCUCUCUCUCUCUCUCUCUUUUGUACUGGACUUUCAUAUGUAUAUCAAAUGAACAGAGUUGGGAAUAGAGCAUAUAACUUCCAUAUUCUGAAAAAUUUUAAAAACAGAAUAGAAUCCCUUUAAAUAAGUUUUAUUACCUGCAUCUCAGAAUAAUGUUCGUUAAAGUUUAUCCGGAAUUUGCAAAACAUAAUCCUAAAGCAAAUACCAUAUAAAUUCUCUUUUGUUUUUUUCUACUUUCCUGGGCAAAUAUUUUUUCAUUUUUAUUUUUCAUUUUCAUGGGCUAUUUUCGUCUCAAGAAGAAAGACUUGAUAGAGGUCAUGGAAAGAUUUUACAGCACAAAUUCACAAAGAUGGACAGCAGUCUUGGUUAUGAUCAUGUAAGGGAAUUUAGGAAUUUAUAUUGAGCAAGAUUAUGUUGAUGGUAGUGCAUGGAGGCAGAGACAAGUAAUGUGGAUUUAUAUUUAGUUUUGAAUUAGUUUCGUGGCAAAAUUUUAGCUUGUUUGAUUUAAAAUUAAGGUUUUUAUUUUUGAAACUUUUUAGUAGUUUUGAGUCGCUGCCUUAUAUGUCAGAGUAACAGGUGUAAUAAUUUGUUUUUUUUCCCCGGUCAUGACAGAUUUCUUAACUAUGAGAUAGGCUUUAUUUGCAAGUUUAUUUUAUUCUUUAUUAAUUUCUUAUUUCUGAUUUUUUGUUCCUGGUUUAUUAUGAAUAAAUGUAUUUACUUUGUUGAUAAUUUUUAUGUAUUUAUUCUUAAGUUUGUUUAUAUAUUGUGUUUUAUCUGUGAUUGUUCACAAAUAGUGUAUAGUUAGAAUAUAUGUUUGUGAAUAACGAAUAGAUUUGAUAUAAAUACUUGUGGGUUUAGCUGACAGAAUGCUAUUUACAUGUUUAUAUAUGUAUAUAUGGAUGUGUAUAUUUCCUUUCAUGGAUUGCUGUAAUAAGAAAAUAAUGAACGAAGAUAUUUCAGAGAUCCUUUUUAUGAUUAUCUGAAGGUCAAGGAGGGUGUUUGGGCUGCUAUUUCCUUAAAUUGUGAAACAUUGGAAACUUUAAAUCAUCUAGGUUUCUAAUAGAGUUCUUGUGACAAUCUAUAGAGGGCAUGGAUGAAGAGGAUAUCCUGACAGGACAAAACGCGCCAUUAGUUUUCCAUUGUUUCUUAGUACCAGGAUAAAUUCAUUCCAAAAUCUUGAAAUAUGAGAAAAUUUAUUUCGUUAUGUGACAAACACAAACACAGUAACGUGUACACAAAGAUGAAAGGAAAACAGCCACAGUAAGAAUUGAAAUUGAAUCGUAAAUGGGUAUCCAUUUUGGUAUAUUAUUCGUCUGAACAGGAACUCAUGAAGAGUUCGAAACGUUACGAUUCAAAUUAAUUUCUUACUGUGGCGGUUUUCCUUUCAUCAUAUUUCAGUAUCAUUUAUUUCUGGAUGACUGUUUAGAAUCAUUGUUUUUUUACAACUUUUGGUGCACAGAUUUUUCUAGAUGAGUUGUUCUUUUGAAUAAACAGACAGAAUUUUUGAAAAUAACAGACAUGUCAGUAAGGCAAAAAAAGCCUUAUUGAUAGGAGUUUCUAGGCCUAGAAUAUCUUGUGUCUACUUGCCAUUUUUGUUUUAUUUUCAUUUGCUUUUGCUUUUUGUGCCCAUGAUUAGUUACACUUACCUAGGGAAUAUCAGUUCUCAUUCAUAUCUUCUGUACCUCUUCUGGGAUUAAAUUUGGUUCAAAGAUAAAGUCAGGGUAAAAUGUAAAAUGAGAAUAAGGGAUAGAUAAUAUUUGAAUAAUUUUAUUAGUUAUGUUCAACUUUUAAAAGAUAACAGACUUUGUUAUAAGAUUUUGGAGUGAGUGUUUGUUUAUUUUAGGCUUUCACCUGGUUGUGUUUGAAUUUUCCCCUUUUUCUCCUAUAUCUCCCUCUCCGUCUCUUUCUCCACCUCUCCCUCUCCCCCCCUCUCUCUCUCUUCUCCCUCUUCC
Messenger RNA from Penaeus chinensis, 4044 nucleotides. Its product is annotated as graves disease carrier protein-like. The record is from RefSeq and is a predicted model, not a curated record. Gene Ontology annotation, biological process: transmembrane transport. NCBI's taxonomy places the organism in Eukaryota, Metazoa, Arthropoda, Malacostraca, Decapoda, Penaeidae. Bases 19 to 975 code for a protein of 318 amino acids. The transcript is spliced from 8 exons. Gene Ontology annotation, cellular component: mitochondrial inner membrane.